Molecule: messenger RNA, 706 nt
Organism: Columba livia (rock pigeon)
Lineage: Eukaryota; Metazoa; Chordata; Aves; Columbiformes; Columbidae
Gene: ANAPC15
Product: anaphase promoting complex subunit 15
Exons: 4
Coding region: 144-449 (101 amino acids)
Biological process (GO): regulation of mitotic cell cycle spindle assembly checkpoint
Cellular component (GO): anaphase-promoting complex
Source: RefSeq, a predicted model, not a curated record
CCCCUUUCCCGUCCUCGUCCUUGUGGGCGUGGCCUCCACUCAGCGCAGGGCGGGGCGUCUCCCACUUCCGGGUCGGCGCGGCCCGGCCGGUCCCGCCGCGUCGGUGUCCCGGUGUGUCCCGGCCGGUCCCGCCGUGUCCCGCCAUGUCCACGCUGUUCCCGUCGCUGCUGCCGCGCGUCACCGAGUCCCUGUGGUUCAACCUCGACCGGCCGUGCGUGGACGAGACCGAACUGCAGCAGCAGGAGCAGCAGCACCAGGCCUGGCUCCAGAGCAUCGCUGAGAAGGACAACAACCUGGUGCCCAUUGGGAAACCGGCAUCCGAGGCGAGGCGCUGGAGCUGUUGUCCCCACAGCAUUAUGACGAGGAGGAGGAGGAGGAUGACGAGGACGACGAGGACAGCGAGGAGGACUCAGAGGACGACGAAGACAUGCAGGACAUGGACGAGAUGAACGAUUAUAAUGAGUCGCCUGAUGAUGGGGAGAUUAACGAGGUGGACAUGGAGGGGGCAGAGCAGGACCAGGACCAGUGGAUGAUCUGAGCCAGAGGUUUGGGGGAGCCUGAGCCCCCCUAACGGUGGCGGAACCCUCGGGGAGCGUUUUGGUGCCGGGGGGGGCGCAGGGUGAAGCUGCGGGGGGGUGCAGAGCAAUGCUGGGGAAGCAUGUGGUGUAUUUUCUUAAUAAACUCAGUUUUUCAGAAACGGGCACAA